Molecule: messenger RNA, 1785 nt
Organism: Oryza brachyantha (malo sina)
Lineage: Eukaryota; Viridiplantae; Streptophyta; Magnoliopsida; Poales; Poaceae
Product: anthocyanidin 3-O-glucosyltransferase 2-like
Exons: 1
Coding region: 53-1522 (489 amino acids)
Molecular function (GO): UDP-glycosyltransferase activity
Source: RefSeq, a predicted model, not a curated record
ACACACCUUGCUUCCCGCGCGCGCGUGCUGUGAUCUGUGAGCUAAUCAAGCUAUGGCUCCAGGUCCAGCUACGGCGACCCCGCCGACGACGGUGGUGCUCAUCCCGUUCUGCGUCUCCGGCCACCUCACGCCCAUGCUGGAGGUCGGCAAGCGGAUGCUCCUCCGCAGCGGCGGCAACGACCGCGCCAUGUCGCUCACCGUGCUCCUCGCGCAGCUGCCGGCGGCCCAACGCGCGCCCGACUUCGACGACGCCAUCCGGACGGAGGCGGAGAAGGCGGCCUCCUCCGGCUACGACGUCCGGUUCCACUGCCUCCCCGCCGAGAAGCUCCCGGAGUUCCGCGGCGGCGAGGACUUCAUCUCCCGGUUCAUGCAGCAGCACGCGUCGCACGCCAGGGAGGCGAUCGCCGGCCUGGAGUCCCGCGUCGCCGCCGUCGUGUUGGACUUGUUCUGCACCACGUUCCUCGACGUCACCCGCGAGCUCGGCCUGCCCGGGUACGUGUACUUCACGUCCGCCGCCUCCAUGCUCGCGUUUAUGCUGCGGUUGCCGGCGCUGGACCGGGAGGUGGCCGUGGAUUUCGAGGAGAUGGAAGGCGCCGUCGACUUACCCGGGCUGCCGCCGGUGCCGGCUGCUCUGUUGCCGGCGCCUGUGAUGAAGAAGGAUCACAAUUACACGUGGCUCGUGUACCACGGUGACCGCUUCCUGGAGGCCGCGGGGAUCAUAGUCAACACGGUGGCCGAGCUCGAGCCGGGCGUCCUCGAGGCCAUCGCCGACGGCCGGUGCGUGCCGGGACGCCGCGUUCCGCCCAUCUACACGGUCGGUCCCGUGCUGUCGUUGAAGCCGCCGCCCGAGAAGCCGCACGAGUGCGUGCAGUGGCUCGACGCGCAGCCGCGAGUCUCCGUCGUGCUGCUCUGCUUCGGGAGCAUGGGCAGCUUCGCGCCGCCACAGGUGCUCGAGAUAGCCGACGGCCUCGAGCGCAGCGGGCACCGCUUCCUGUGGGUGCUGCGCGGCCGGCCGCCGGCCGGCUCGGCGUACCCGACGGACGCCAACGUGGAGGAGCUUCUCCCGGAGGGGUUCUUGGAGAGGACCAAGGGGAGGGGCCUCGUGUGGUCCAAGUGGGCGCCGCAGAAGGAGAUCCUCGCCCACCGCGCCGUCGGCGGAUUCGUGACGCACUGCGGGUGGAACUCGACGCUGGAGAGCCUGUGGGACGGCGUGCCGCUGGUGCCAUGGCCGCUGUACGCGGAGCAGCACCUGAACGCGUUCGAGCUCGUGGCCGCUAUGGGCGUCGCGGUGGCCAUGGAAGUGGACAGGAAGCGCGACAACUUCGUCGAGGCGGCUGAGCUGGAGCGGGCGGUGCGGUGCCUGAUGGACGAGGGGUCGGAGGAGGGGAGGAAGGCGAGGGAGAAGGCCACGGAGGCGAAGGCCGCGUGCCGGAACGCCGUGGAGGAAGACGGGUCAUCGUACAUGGCGAUGCAGAAGCUCACGAAGGAGAUGGCCUAUCCACGUGGUUAUGAAAAUUUCUAAAAAACAAUUUCCGGUAAAAUUCAACCUAUAGUUGGACGUACUGUAGUACGUGUGAUUGUUGCAAUGUGCUUAUUUUGAGUGCAGUGGUGAGGGGCUGAUUAGUCGUUACCUUCUUUUUCUUUCUGCCCUUCUCUUCUUCCUCUCCCCUUUUCUUCCCCGUCCCCUCUUCUCUAUUUUUCAUGGCAUGUAGAAAUGUAAAGAUAAAAUUUAUUAUAAGAUAUAUAUAAAAAUGUUUGUGUAAUUUGCUGAUAGCUAUUGUAAAA